GUCCCCGCCCCUUUGUUUCUUUUCUCCUCGAACGUGAACAGGUCGCGUUUGAAAAGCUAGCCAAUAUUACACUGCUAAAUACAGGGAAAUAUUUUUUCUUAAAUCGAGCUGGUGACCAUACAAGAUCUGGUGUUAUGAGACUCCAGUUCUAGAAGACUUGUGAAUAAACACAGCCCUCUUGGCACACACUGAUUGAAUCGGCGUUGUUUUCACAUCAUUUUAAUUCAAUUACUUUGAACCAACAUGGAAUAGACCUUGAAUUGACGUCUGUGCCCAGCGGGAGGAGAGACACCUCAAACUUGUGACAGCUCCAUUCAAUAACUAGGUUUAUUUAUUAUUGCUGUUUUUUUUGUACCAAGAAACAUUCUAACUCGACAGACAAUAUGAGUCAAAAGAAGGGAACAUUGAUGGAUGAAAUCGAAAAGAGUUUAUGGAAUUUAACGGAGGACAAUUUACGCUCCCUUUGUGAACGUUAUGGCCAAGAUGCAUCCGAAGUUAAAGGAAUCGAUCACCGCUCGUUGCGGCGUAAAGUCAUGGAGGAAAUGUGGGACAAUACGGAUUCAAUGAAAUCAGAGGUGCAGGGAAUGUCUUGGUUAGUCCAACUGAAAGAGGACAUCAGAAGGAUGCUGGAGGAUGCUAGUGGUGCACCCGUGAGUCCCAGCAAAGCCGAUGAAGAUGAUCCUGUAGACUGCGAUCGAGAAUGGAAUGGAGAGGGAGGGGCUGGGUUACCUAGCAACAUGUUGGAGGUGGAGCCCAUGAGUCCCAGCCAAUCUGAUGAUGAUAAUGACGCUGCAGACUGUGACGCAGGGGACACGGAUUGGUUGCCUAACAAUGGGCUGGAGGCAGAGUCCACGAGUCCCAGCCAGUCCGAUGAUUGUGAUGCUGCAGACUGCGAUGAAGAAUUGGACAGGGAGGUCAGGGAUGGGCUGGAGGUGGAGUUAUCUCCAGAGAAGCAUACACCAGAGCAGAAGGACAAACGUCACCCACCGAAGACCCUGUGUCGUGCCUCUCCCGGUACCGCCUUAAUUUGGGGUCUGAAGAGGGUGUCUGUGCAGCUGAUGGACUGCAGGAAAACACCAGGGCAGAAAACCUCCAAGAAAACCCACUCCUGUCCUCAGUGUGGGAAGAGUUUUGCCACAAAAGACAUUCUGGAGCGACAUCUGCUAACUCACACUGGAGAGAAACAGGAAAAUAUAUGCGCUGAAUGUGGAAACGUAUUCAGUACAUUUUCCAGCCUUACCAGGCAUCUGAAAACUCAUACUGGAGAGAAAUGUCAUGUUUCUGAAACCACAUGCUCUGAAUGCAGAAAGACAUUCAGUACACAUUCCAGUCUUAGGAGACAUCUGCUAACUCACACUGGAGAGAAACCGUACGUUUGCCCUCGUUGUAAGAAAGGUUUCAAUGAUCCAGGAAACUUGAAGAAACACCUUAGGAGAGCUCACCCAGGAGAUAAGUUGGGUGUGGAGAGGCUCUACCGUGAACCGUGUCCUCACUGUGGGGAGAAGUUUCCCACAAAGAAGGCUUUGGAGGAGCACCUGGUAACCCACACAGGAGAGAAACCUCACCAGUGCUCUGACUGCGGGAAGGGAUUCAAGGAAUUGUCUAGUCUUAAGAGGCAUCUGAGAACUCAUACUGGGGAGAAACCAUACAUUUGCCCUCGUUGUGGCAAGCCUUUUAAUGAUCCAGGAAACUUGAAGAAACACAUGAAAAGAACUCACUCCGGAGAACAUUCCAAAGAGAAACCUUCCAAAAACAAUGUUGGUUCUUCAGAACAGGAGGAGACCGUAAAGAAGCCAGUCCUUCAUCCAUGUUCUCACUGUGGGAAGAAGUUGUCAACCAAGACAAGACUAAAGAUUCACCUGAAGACCCACACUGUAGAGAAAUCUCACAUCUGCCCCGACUGCGGGAAGAGCUUUGCUUUCCGUCCCUCCUUGACCAAACAUCAGAAACUUAGUCAUUCAGAGCACGGAGGAGUGAAACGGCACGAAUGUUCAGUGUGUGGGAAAGUCUUUAAUCAACCAGGAGCCUUGAGGUCCCAUCAAAGAACCCACACUGGAGAGAAACCCCACCUCUGUGCUGACUGUGGGAAGAGUUUCUCUUUUCAGUCAUCUCUGAAAAGACAUCAGGCACUUCACGCAGCAGGUAGUGCGAAGCCCCACAUGUGCUCUGUCUGUGGGAAAGGCUUUAGAGAUUCUGGAUACUUAAUAAAACAUCAAGCCAUCCAUUCGGAAGAGAAACCUCACCUCUGUUCUGAUUGUGGAAAGACUUUUGCAUCCUUAUUUACCUUAACGAAUCAUUCCAAAUUGCAUCGUUUAAACAGAGACCAAUUCCAAUGCCCUGAAUGCAAGCGCCAUUUCCCAACAAAGGAAAGGCUGACAAGCCACCAGAGAACGCAUACCGGGGAGAAACCAUUUCGCUGCUCCCAAUGCCACAAACGCUUCUCUCACUCAAGUAGUUAUCAAAGGCACCUUCGUAUGCACACUGGGGAGAAACCCUUCAUUUGCCCCCUUUGCGGGAAGCAAUUUAACGACUCUUCGAAUCUUAGAACACAUGUUAGAAGACAUAAAGGAGAGAAGGUAGGCAAGACACAGGUCUCUGAGCCAUGCCCUCAAUGUGGGAAGAGGCUGGCUUCUAAGGCAGGGUUAGAGACGCACCUGCGGACCCACACUGGAGAGAAACCUCACCUCUGCGCCGACUGCGGCAAGAGCUUCGGCUUCCACUCAGCUUUGAGAAGACAUCAGAAAACGCAGCACGGAGAGCAAGUAGCGAAGCCGCACGUCUGCUCUGUCUGUGGAAAAGGUUUUAUGGAAUCUGGAGCGCUGAAGAAACAUGUGGUGACUCACGAGGAGAAACAGCACCUUUGCCCCGACUGCGGGAAGACCUUCAGGGUGGUUCAGGCCUUGUCAAAUCAUCAGAGAACCAAGCAUCAAAAAACGAACAAGGAAGUAAGAGAGAAGAAUCCGUUCCUGUGCCUUACUUGCGGCCAGGAAUUCAAUUCAAAGCAUAGAUUGGUAAUCCACGAGCGAAAGCACACAGGAGAGAAGCCUUACCAAUGCUCCCAUUGCGACAAACGCUUCACUGAGAAGUCAUACAUGAAACGUCACCAGACGGUGCACACGGGAGAUAAACCUUUCCAAUGCUCCGUCUGCGACAUGAAGUUUUCGCAUGGUGCAUCUUUAAUACGGCACCGGCUAAUACACUCAGGUGAGAAACCGUACCACUGCACUUACUGCGACAAGAGUUUCUCUCAGUCAAAUACGCUGAAAACACACAUACUAACGCACACCGGAGAGAAACCGUACCAGUGCCCCGACUGCGGGAAGCGUUUCACUGAAAAGAAAGCCAUGAAGAAACACCAGCGCAACACACACGGAACAGAGACACACAGCAACACACACGGGUCAGGGGCACACAACUCUGCUUUCUCUUUGCCUGGUAAAAAACAGAGAUUGAGUCAAGACCGGAGCCCUCGAGCAAAGCCGUACCAAUGCCCUGACUGUGGCAAGUGUUUCUCAGAGAAAAGAGCUCUUACGAAACACCAGAAGACACACCGGAGAGACAGCGCCCCCUAUUGGUCCGGUAUACUGCAGCGAUGGAGUCAAGACCCGCAACACUCUAAUACUGACUCAGACUCUGACCAAGACCAAGACUGGACCUCUUUAUAAAGACUCAGACCAAGACUGGACCGCAACAGAAAGCUGAGGGAUGGGAAUGGGGGGAAAACAACCUCAAAUUCAUAGACAUGGCAACAGAAAGCUGAGGGAUGGGAAUGGGGGGAAAACAACCUCAAAUUCAUAGACAUGGCAACAGAAAGCUGAGGGAUGGGAAUGGGGGGAAAACAACCUCAAAUUCAUAGACAUGGCAACAGAAAGCUGAGGGAUGGGAAUGGGGGGAAAACAACCUCAAAUUCAUAGACAUGGCAACAGAAAGCUGCCCAUAGCAUUUUACACAGCUACCGUUUACAACCAUUGGAUUUAAAAAUGGAUUCAUUUAUUGAUUGACUGUUCUUUGUCCUUCAAGAUAACAUUUCCACAACUCUUUAGUUACACACCAAGAAACAAGACAAUUAGAAACAAGCGCCCAUCCACCACACACAUACCUAAGAGACUCAAUGAAUUAAUAGUAUAUUGACAUGUUUCACAGUUGUGUAUAGCAAAUAAUUUUUUGGGUUUAAAUUUUUUGGACUCUAUUUCGAUCAGAUCCACUUUAGUGGUGUCGGAGGUAGAACUGCGUUAGAGCUGUCAAAUCCAUAAGCGUCUCCUGGCAUUAUACCUCAAGCGGACAUUGCAAUCGGUUUUGCACAGUCACAGAAAUCCCACGCAGCCCUUGGAACACUGAAAUGUGAUGUGAUCUACAGCCAGUUGAAUGAUUUUUAAAUCUGAGUGUAUUCUUUCUAUGUAUAGUCGACAGCUCCAACAGUUCCCUCUCAGAAGCCACCAAAACAUCUGCUAUGUCGGUUGACGAUCUCAUUGAAUCUAGGCCUAAGUGUCAAAUACUUUGGCAGAUGAUAUUGAUGAAUGUUGUGUGUGUUUCAAAAGGCUGUUUGAGUCUUAUGGAAAAACAUCAUGGAAACCUUGACAGUAAACCUGUUUGAACUGAA
Molecule: messenger RNA, 4600 nt
Organism: Oncorhynchus kisutch (coho salmon)
Lineage: Eukaryota; Metazoa; Chordata; Actinopteri; Salmoniformes; Salmonidae
Product: zinc finger protein 420-like
Exons: 3
Coding region: 384-3665 (1093 amino acids)
Biological process (GO): regulation of cytokine production; regulation of immune system process; negative regulation of transcription by RNA polymerase II
Cellular component (GO): nucleoplasm
Molecular function (GO): DNA-binding transcription repressor activity, RNA polymerase II-specific; RNA polymerase II cis-regulatory region sequence-specific DNA binding
Source: RefSeq, a predicted model, not a curated record